Messenger RNA from Heterobilharzia americana, 2205 nucleotides. Lineage: Eukaryota; Metazoa; Platyhelminthes; Trematoda; Strigeidida; Schistosomatidae. The record is from the annotation of a GenBank genome assembly.
AUGUUUCCAACAUCGGGUUUCUUUCAAGAAUUGCUUUGUCCAGCACUAACUAAUGGAAACUGUGAUAGACCAUACUGCCACUUCAAUCACUUUGGAUCUCAGAGUCUUUCUAAAGAAAAUGUUCCGUCAAAUGAGAAAUCAUAUAAACCUUCAACUGAUCCCGUAUACAAACCAACGCCUAUUAGUAUUUUGGACCAAAGUACCGAGAAUUCACAAAGUCAGUCAGUUGUCGAGCAUCCUACCAGUGUUAACUGCUCACGGGCUAUUUAUGAGGAAGUGAUUCCUGUUUACCAACCAACACCAAUAAGUGAAUUAGAAAAAUACGCACCAAAUUCACUGUCUGACUAUGGAUUCACAAAUGGGUUUACAGCUCAAGAUCCACCAACAUAUUCUCCUGUAGUGAAAAUUAAAUCGUUGAAAUCACCUGUUCCUUUUACGUAUCAGCCUUCACCAAUAAUUUCAGAAUCAAUCGCACCUUCAUAUAAUGAUGAAGUUACUGAAAUUAACAUAGAUUCAGAUGAAGAUAAUUCUGUUCAAAUCAUCACGAAGAAUGACUCUGGUGAUGCGUCAACCCAGUCUACCGCUAAUAAUAUCCAGAAUUUACGGGACAGUAAACUGAUUAACCAUGAAUCAUCAUUACAUAAGAAAAGAUUAAAGCGUAAAAUAAAGUCUGCUAAAAAUCGGGAUGAUGGCAGUAAUGACUCACUUUCAAAGCGCCAAAAAAUCUUAUCACUCUAUCAAGACUUGUAUGGUGAUACCGAUAACAACAGCUCUAGUGGCAAAAGCAAUAUGUCUAAGAGUUCUUCAAAGUCUGUUUCACUUAUAUCACCGUAUCUGGGUCCCAUUAUUAAAAAGCCGGAUAUGGCAAGUACAAAUAAGAAAAUUGACAACGUCAAUAUUGCAGGAAAUUCACAGGUUGAUAGUGUUGCAAGACCUCGCGUUCCACUUCGCAAGAGUGACAAAAUUCCUAUGCCAAUUCGAACUCGUUAUCUGGAUCAAUUUAUUGAAGAAUGUCUUUUGAUAUAUGACCACCCUGGUGACGCAUACAAACGUGCUCUUGAAGAUGAACAAGUUUGUCACGAUAAAGCACAAGUCGAAUGGCCCGAAAAAACAUCUGUACAGUUAGGUGAAAAACCAAAGGUUUGUUCCACUCUGGUCACACGUCCAUCAAAUAUCUCAUGUGCUAAUUCACGCCUAUCUGAUUCCUAUGAGUCAAGUAGUAAAAAAGAUGAUGCUGAAGAAAAACUUGAGCGUCUUGUUAGAGGUCCUCUUUUGUAUAGUCAACUGACGACAUAUUUAUUAUCAGAAGAUGAUCUAUCAACCAAUGGUUAUCCCGCAGCUUUAUAUAUACCAGAGAAUAAACGUCAGUUAUAUGGUAAUUGUCAAUCCAAUGAGCGAGUUUGUUGCCGAUGUGGUACACGAUUUCUUGUUGAUGAAUUUGGACAGUCACUAACUAAAGGUGAAUGCAUCUACCACUGGGGUAAGGCUGUAAAACAGAGAAGUUUUGGACGUGGUUUAGAUUUACGUUAUUUGUGCUGUAAUGGUGACAUUGGUCAACCAGGCUGUCAAAUCUGUUCUAAAGGUCAUGUCCAUGAUGCUAACAAAUGGUUGGAUAAUGAGGGCUUUGUUGUCACUCUACCUCCUUUUCCAAAAUCAUCAAAAGUAUAUGAAGGGGAUGAUGCUCAAGAAGAGGCUUGUAACAAUGUUUAUGCUCUUGACUGUGAAAUGGUUUACACAACUGGAGGCUGUGAAUUGGCUAGAAUUACUAUUGUCAAUUCAAAGCUCGAAGCUGUUCUAGACGAAAUUGUGUGCCCUGAUAACCCUAUUGUUGACUGUAAUUCACGUUUUUCCGGUUUAAGACUGGAAGAUGUUGAACAAGCUAGUUAUCAUAUUACUGAUAUUCAAGCGAAAUUGUUACACUUAUUUGAUUCAGAUACAAUUCUAGUCGGUCACAGUUUGGAAAGUGAUUUAACUGCUCUUAAACUGAUACAUAGCAAAGUUGUGGACACGUCUAUAAUGUUUCCCCAUCGUUUAGGAUUACCAAAUAAACGAGCUUUACGCAAUCUGGUCAGUGAAAUCUUGCAACAAAUUAUCCAACAGAAUGAGAGUGGACACAAUAGCAUGGAGGAUGCUGUCGCUUGUAUGCAACUUGUUCAUCAUAAAGUCAAAGAAGAUUUACGUCGUGGAAAGUGGAAUUUUUCUUAG